UUGUGGAUACAUCAGAUUACCCUUAUGGCUUGGUUAGCUCUUUGUUCAGGGUUGUAUGAGAAAGAUUAGAUCUUUCCUUAUAAAUUACUAGACUUUCACCAUCAUUUUCGCUUUAUUGGCAUUUAAAUAGCCAAUAUGUUAGUUGGUCAUCUGUACAUUUAUUGGCGGGAAAGGAAACCUAUCCAACGACACGACUGCUCAUAAAAAUAGUCCUCUCUUUAUCUGCUACUCAGAUACCUUGAAAAGUGCAGGUUUUACAAUGGAGAAGCAGCAGUAACCUGCCCCCAACUGGAUCUCGGAUUCGAAAAUGGAGCAGGGGUCAAAUUCGAGCAAAAAGAAGAGGGUUUCUUUCUUUGGUUUAUUUGCAGCUGCUGAUAAAAUUGACUAUGUCUUGAUGUUCUUUGGAAGUGUUGGAGCUUGCAUCCAUGGAGCUGCACUUCCUGUGUUCUUUAUUCUGUUUGGUCAUAUGAUCGAUUCUUUGGGACAGCUAUCUUUCAAUCCUCAUAUGUUGGAAUCACAGGUUUCAAAGUAUGCAUUGUACCUGGUUUAUCUUGGGGUUGCUGUCUUGGCAUCAUCUUGGAUAGGUGUUGCCUUCUGGAUGCAAACCGGGGAGAGGCAGACCGCGCGCCUACGUCUAAUGUAUCUUCAAUCUGUUUUAACAAAGGAUAUAAGCUUUUUUGACACAGAAGCAAUGGACUCCAAUAUCAUUUUUCACAUUUCAAGUGAUGCAAUACUAGUGCAAGACGCCAUAGGCGACAAGACAGGUCAUGCCUUGCGUUAUCUUUCUCAAUUCAUUGCUGGUUUUGCUAUUGGAUUCACGUCGGUGUGGCAGCUUACGCUUGUCACCUUGGCUACGGCUCCACUGCUGGCAAUUGCAGGUGGAUUUUAUGCUGUAACUAUGUCUACCUUAUCAAAAAAGGCUGAGGCUGCUUAUGCUGAAGCUGGGAAAAUAGCCGAGGAGGUUAUUUCUCAGAUAAGGACUGUAUACUCCUUUGUAGGAGAAAACCAAGCCGUUGAAGCAUACUCUAAGUCUCUUAAGAAAGCUCUUACAUUGGGGAAGAAGAGUGGAUUUGCAAAAGGGAUUGGUGUAGGCUUUACAUAUGCACUGUUGUUCUGUAACUGGUCAUUGCUUCUCUGGUAUUCCAGCAUACUUGUCAAGCAUGGACGCACGAAUGGAGGGAAAGCAUUCGCCACCAUCAUCAACAUCGUAUUUAGUGGAUUUGGUCUUGGUCAAGCUGCUCAUAACCUUGGAGCCAUUUCUCAAGGCCGCGCUGCUGCUGCCAAUAUCAAGAACAUGAUUGAAAUGGAUUCCGACAAUUCUAAGAGGUCGAAUGAAGGAAUCGUGUUGCCAAAAGUAAUCGGACAACUUGAAUUUUGCGAGGUCUGUUUUGCAUAUCCGUCAAGACCUCAUACUGUCCUUCAGAAUCUGAGCUUCUCAAUAAGUGCUGGGAAGACCUUUGCUGUUGUUGGUCCAAGUGGUUCAGGAAAGAGCACCAUUAUAUCCAUGAUUCAACGUUUUUACGACCCUACUUCAGGCAAAGUACUAUUGGAUGGAAAUGAUCUCAAGAAUCUCAAGUUAAAAUGGUUGAGAGAACAGAUGGGAUUGGUGAGUCAAGAACCAGCAUUGUUUGCCACUACUAUAGCUGGUAAUAUCCAGCUUGGUAAAGGAGAUGCAGACAUGGAUCAAAUCGUUCAAGCGGCUAGAGCCGCCAAUGCACAUUCUUUUAUAGAAGGAUUGCCUGAUGGUUAUCAUACUCAGGUUGGAGAGGGGGGAACUCAGCUUUCUGGGGGGCAAAGACAAAGAAUUGCCAUUGCAAGAGCAGUGAUGAGAAACCCAAGAAUAUUGCUUCUAGACGAGGCUACGAGUGCUCUUGAUGCAGAAUCAGAAGUCAUUGUUCAGAAAGCACUGGGUAAAAUAAUGUCAAACCGAACUACAGUUGUCGUUGCACACCGAUUGUCCACCAUUAGAGAUGUUGAUACAAUCAUUGUCUUAAAGGAUGGCCAAGUUAUUGAAAGUGGUGGCCAUUCGGAAUUAAUAUCCAAGGGAGGAGAGUAUGCUAACCUUGUGAGCUUGCAAGUGACUGAUCUCAGUACAGAUUCAAGCUCAAUAUGCAAUUCUGAAGCUGGUGAGAGAGAUAGUUUUCAAGAACCUCCAAGCAGUCAAAAUCACCAGCCGGAAUUCAAGGUAACGACGACAAGCACUGCUCCUGGUGGAUCAAUUUGGAAACUAUUAAAACUAAAUGCACCAGAGUGGCCUUAUGCGGCUCUUGGGUCAGUUGGAGCAGUCUUGUCUGGAAUGGAAACUCCCAUCUUUGCACUGGCAGUAUCACAUGUCUUGGAUGCAUUUUAUUCUCAUGACGGUUCUCAGAUCGAAAAAGAUGUCCGGUUGGUCUCUCUUGUUUUUCUAGGAGUGGGGGUUGUUACCAUUCCAAUAUAUCUACUGCAACACUACUUUUACACACUGAUGGGCGAGCGGCUCACAACUCGCGUUCGUUUGCUGAUGUUCUCAGCUAUCCUUUCCAACGAAAUCGGCUGGUUUGAUUUGGAUGAGAAUAGUACAGGCUCACUAACAUCAGUGUUAGCUGCUAAUGCUACCUUAGUAAGAAGUGCUCUUGCUGAUCGCUUGUCAACAAUUGUUCAGAAUGUAUCCCUCACUGUCACAGCGUUCGUUAUCGCCUUUAUGUUAAGUUGGCGCUUAGCGUCUGUUAUCGUUGCUUCUGUGCCUCUAAUUAUUGGAUCUACCGUAGCUGAGCAACUAUUUCUCAAGGGAUUUGGAGGAGAUUAUAGCUGUACGUAUUCUAGGACAACUGCUUUGGCUCGCGAAGCGUUUAUAAAUAUUCGCACUGUUGCUGCAUUUGGCAUUGAAGACCAGAUUUCCAGACAGUUUGCCUCUGAACUUAAUCGACCGAACAAACAGGCACUUUUACGCGGUCACAUCUCGGGUUUUGGCUAUGGUUUAUCUCAGCUUUUGGCUUACUGUUCCUAUGCACUUGCCCUUUGGUAUGCAUCAAUACUUAUCAAGCACAAGGACUCCAGCUUCGGAGACGCAAUGAAGGCCUUCAUGGUUCUGAUCAUCACAGCAUUUUCGGUAGCAGAAACACUUGCUCUUGCACCGGACAUCAUGAAGGGUUCAGAAGCUCUUGGAUCAGUUUUCAGUAUAAUCAACAGGAAAACCACCAUCGAGCCUAACAAUGCAGCAUCAAAGGUGGCAACAAAUAUCGAAGGACGCAUAGAAUUCAAUAAUGUGAGUUUCAAGUACCCUGCAAGGCCUGAUAUUACAGUUUUCCGGGACUUAAACCUGAACGUUCCUGCCGGAAAAAGUCUAGCUGUCGUGGGCCAAAGUGGAUCCGGAAAGAGUACUGUAAUUGCACUGAUCCUUAGAUUUUACGAUCCUAUUUCCGGUUCAGUCUUGAUUGAUGGCUGUGAUAUAAAAACCUUGAACUCGAGAUCACUAAGACUAAAGAUUGGCCUUGUUCAGCAAGAACCAGCAUUGUUCUCCACAACCAUUCUUGAAAACAUCAAGUAUGGAACUGAAGGGGCAUCAGAGAUAGAGGUAAUGAAGGCAGCAAAAGCAGCAAAUGCUCAUGGAUUCAUUAGCACAAUGCCUGAUGGAUACCAGACUCAUGUCGGGGACCGGGGAGUGCAGUUAUCAGGAGGACAAAAACAAAGAGUGGCAAUUGCCAGAGCCAUAAUGAAAAACCCUUCAAUCCUUCUCCUGGAUGAAGCUACUAGUGCAUUGGAUACCCUAUCAGAAAAGCUGGUCCAAGAGGCUCUGAAUCAGCUCAUGGAAGGCCGAACGACAGUUUUGGUCGCGCACCGGUUGUCCACUGUGAGAGAUGCAGAUAGUAUUGCUGUGCUAAAACAUGGGAGGGUAGCUGAAAUUGGCAGUCAUAGGGAGCUUACUGCAAAACCAGGUGGUCUUUAUAAGCAUUUAGUCAGUCUACAACAGGAAAAGAACAUGAACGAAGAUCAGUAGCAGGGAAGUUUCUACCAUUGAAAGAUUAAAAAUCACAGGAAAUGCAUUUUAGUGGGAACCCCAAGGAAAGUAAGAAGAUAAUGCAAGUUGAAGGACUGACUACUGAGCAAGUAAAAAGCCAUCAGCAUAUCAUCUGAUUAUCAGCCUCUUGAUACGGGGCGUUCGGCUUGCCAAACAGCUCCGCUACCAGUGUCAUCUUGAUGCUCCUGAAGAAAACUAUAGGGGAUAAGUGAUUUACCAAGUUAAGUAGAUGUGUUCAAAAUGAAGAUUGUUAUAUGAAUAUAAGGACUUGAAUGGUAAGUAAAACUUGCUGAUAUAUACUAUAUUUACGUAGUGGGAUUUUAACA
Tripterygium wilfordii is the source of this 4323-nucleotide messenger RNA. Its product is annotated as ABC transporter B family member 13-like. The record is from RefSeq and is a predicted model, not a curated record. Lineage: Eukaryota; Viridiplantae; Streptophyta; Magnoliopsida; Celastrales; Celastraceae. The transcript has 11 exons. Gene Ontology annotation, cellular component: membrane. Gene Ontology annotation, molecular function: ATP hydrolysis activity; ATP binding; ABC-type transporter activity. Gene Ontology annotation, biological process: transmembrane transport. The coding region runs from base 308 to 3976 and encodes 1222 amino acids.